AUGCAGAGCUCCGUAGUUGCCGCCUCGUCCGUUCUGCAGCGCCUCCCGCCGGGAAUCGAGGUGACGGCCCAGGACAGUUGGUUUGGGGUUUCAGACCCAGUGAAAAGACGGAAAUUGCAGAAUCGAUUGAACCAGCGAGCCCGGCGACACCGUCAGCGAACAGCCAACGCAAACAGCCAAUUCAGCCAGCAGCGGCAGCUUCCCACUGAGCCCUCCGACCAGGUCGACCUAGUACUGCAGAUUCUGUCUACAGUGCGGAUUCUGGGUCCAACCGCAAUCAAUGCCCGGCGUACCUUGCAGCAGCUUGAAACCGUCGUUAUUGCCCUAGGCAAAUGCAUCAGUGGGUCCCCCGUGGCUGAUCUACGUCUGGGGGUAACGAGACUCAACGUCCUGCGAGCAUUACAUGUCAAUCUGGAGGUUCUGGGUUACCGGCCAAGUGAUAUUGGUGACAAUGCGCAAUCAGUCUUCACUAUCCAGGGGCCUUCCCAUCUUCCAAGCAGAAACACGAGCGAGUUGAAGCUGCCGCCGGCCCUGAAACCGACCGCGAUUCAGCGCACGGUUCCACACCACCCAUGGCUGGACCUCAUUCCUUUCCCGUACAUGCGGGAUACCCUGAUCCUGACCCAGGACUUCAUCGACGAAGAGCAACUCUGCCACGAUUUGUCUGGUCAGGGAGCGUCUGGGGUCCUGCACUCUGGCCGAGAGGUAGGGAUCGGCGAGACGGGUAUCCUCGUCUGGAAGGAUCCCUGGGAUCCGUCCGGCUGGGAAGUCACCGAGACAUUUCUCCGGUUAUGGGGGUGGACUGUCCGGGACUGCUGGGACCUGUUCCGUUCGACGAACGCGUGGCGCAGUCGUCGCGGGGAGAGACCGCUAUUUGCGAUUCGUGAGAGCGACGACCGACGACCGAACUCUACUGUAGAGAAAAUAUGA
Molecule: messenger RNA, 930 nt
Organism: Aspergillus thermomutatus
Lineage: Eukaryota; Fungi; Ascomycota; Eurotiomycetes; Eurotiales; Aspergillaceae
Product: DUF3425 domain-containing protein
Exons: 2
Coding region: 1-930 (309 amino acids)
Source: RefSeq, a predicted model, not a curated record